This is a messenger RNA of Amphiprion ocellaris (clown anemonefish), 6579 nucleotides long. RefSeq names its product La ribonucleoprotein 1, translational regulator (gene larp1). NCBI's taxonomy places the organism in Eukaryota, Metazoa, Chordata, Actinopteri, Pomacentridae. Gene Ontology annotation, biological process: positive regulation of translation; mRNA stabilization. Bases 295 to 3552 code for a protein of 1085 amino acids. Gene Ontology annotation, cellular component: cytosol; cytoplasmic stress granule. Gene Ontology annotation, molecular function: RNA cap binding. The record is from RefSeq and is a predicted model, not a curated record. The transcript is spliced from 21 exons.
UGGUAUCGCGUGGUGGGGAUCAUCCAUAUUGCUGCUAGUGGCGGAGAUCAGCCUGUAAUCCUGAGAGGCCUCGGACACGUUUCUUUAUUUUUGUUUUUUUUUUACAUGUUUUAACCGAGCGCCGACCGCUCCGCGUCUUAGGUCGAAGCCCCGCUGGUCUGGGAGCCACCGAGGAGCGGCACCACCCCGCCGAGAAACUUCACAUUCCCCCCCGAAAUCGAAGAGCGAAUUCGGGCCGGGAGAAAGGGGAGGACUGGUAAUCCUGAGGGGGGAGAAGAAAGACGGUGGUGGGAAAUGGCCACUCAGGUGGAGGCUCUCCUACCCGGCAACCCGCUCGCCAAGGCGGAGGAGCACGGCAAGGUGAUCCGCGGCGAGCCGGAGGAGGAGCGGGGCCACGGGGCCAAGCGGCAGACGGGUGUCGCCGAGCGGGGAGGCAGCAGCAGCGGCAGCCCCGGUGACGAGGAGCAGACCUCCAAGCGAGCCACGGAGGAGGGCAGAGGCGGCGGUGACAGCGACGACAAGCCGAGCGAGGAGGGCGUUAAAGGCAAGAAGGAGUUUACCGAAGCCCCCCCGCCCAAGGUGAACCCGUGGACUAGGAAAAUGAACGCGGUGACGGUGGUCAGCGUGAACGGACAAGCACACCACGAGUCGACCGGCCCCGCCAAGGUGGUGAAAGCAGGGAACCCACCCAAAGCCAGACGUGGUGGAAAGGUGGGAGAUUUCGGCGACACCAACAGCUGGCCGACUCCAGGGGAGAUUGCGACUAAAGACAUGCAGAUCGAGGCAGUGACACGGACCGUGUCCUGCCCGCCGACUGUCAGGCAGGUCAGAGACUCAUGGAGAUUCACUGGCCCCAAAAGGACAACGGCUAAGAAGGAGUUGAAGGAGAAGAGGGAGAGCAACGAGGAGAGCAAAGAGAACCUGAAGGCCAAGUCCGACGACUCCGGAGAGGAGAAGAACGGAGACGACGACUCCCAGAAGAACGGGCCGAAGAAAAAAGGAAACAAGCAGAAGUGGGUUCCUCUGAUGAUCGAGGUGAAGUCUGAGGGUCCACGGGAACGUUCGGCCUCCAGGAACAACAGCCGGCAGAACGAGAACCCCCGUCUGCCCCCCAACGCCAGGAACGACCUCAGAGACUGGCACAGUCAGAAGUACGAGCGUGAGUGGCGUGACGACCACGACGAGGUGUCCAGCGUGAAGAGCGAGGGGGCGCCGUUCCGUGGAGGGUUCAGAGGUCGCGGCCGUGGAAGAGGAAGAGGCCGAGGACGAGGCCGAGGCGGUGGCAGAGGACACUAUGACUACCACUACGGCUACAAGUCCUACGAUGUGAAAGAUGGACAAUACGGACAGAAGUUCAGCAACUCGGUGACCUACUACUACGACAACAUGAGCAGCAACGACCUGUACUCGGUUGAUCAGGACCUGCUGAAGGACUACAUCAAGAGGCAGAUUGAAUACUACUUCAGCCUGGACAACCUGGAGCGCGACUUCUUCCUCCGGAGGAAGAUGGACCAGGAGGGCUUUCUGCCCAUCGGACUCAUCGCCAGUUUCCACAGAGUGCAGGCCCUCACCACCGACGUCAACAUCAUCCUGGAAGCUUUGAAGGACAGUAAAGAGGUGGAGGUGAUCGACAUGAAGAUCCGUCGGAAGGUUGAUCCGGAGAAGUGGCCGCUGCCGGGCCUGAAUGUGCCGAACCACACCCACACUGACUUCUCCCAGCUCAUCAACUGCCCCGAGUUCGUCCCGAGACAAGCGACUGAGGAGCCCAGAGGAUCUCCCAGAGCCUCCACACCGGUGCAGCACCAGACCAAGACUGAAUCCGACAUCUCCAACCUCAAGACGAUGCCCAAAGGCCUCUCCGCCUCCCUCCCCGACCUCGACUCAGAGUCCUGGAUCGAGGUGAAGAAGAGGCCCAGACCUUCCCCGGCCAGACCCAAGGUCAGCAUGGAGAAGGUGCCCUCAUUGCAGCAGCAGCAGCAGAAGGAAAGCGACGACGUGAUUCGCUCCCCGGUGCCUCAGCCCGGCUCCUCGCCCAUACCUGCUACCUCAGGAAAUAAGGACGGAGCGGAACAGGACGAGCCGGAGGAGCUGGACUUCAUGUUCGACGAGGAGAUGGAGCAGAUGGACGGACGCCGCAACACCUUCACCGACUGGUCGGACGAGGAGACGGACGGCGAGAUCGACGACCACGACGUCAACAAGAUCCUGAUCGUGACGCAGACGCCGCCGUACCUGAGGAAGCACCCGGGAGGCGACCGCACGGGACACCACACGUCACGGGCCAAGCUGACCAGCGAGCUGGUCAAAGUGAUCAACGACGGCCUCUUCUACUACGAGCAGGACCUGUGGGACGACACGUACGAGCCGGAGUACGCCACCAUCAAGCAAGAGGUGGAGAACUUCAAGAAGGUCCACUUGAUCAGCCGAGAACAGUUUGACUGCUUGACCCCCGAACCGCCAGUCGACCCCAACCAGGAAGUUCCCCCAGGUCCCCCACGGCCCCAGCAGAUCCCCACAGACGCUUUGGCAAACAAACUCUUCGGCGCCCCUGAACCUUCCUCCACAGCUCGCUCGCUCCCCACUACCGUGCCUGACUCGCCCAACUACCGCAGUGCCCGGACGCCGCGCACGCCUCGAACGCCUCACCGAAAAGACCAGACGAUGACGCCGCGCUUCUACCCGGUGGUGAAGGAGAGUCGGCCCGUCGACGCCAAGACGCCCAGGAAGAGGAAGACCCGACACAGCUCCAACCCGCCCAUGGAGUGUCACGUCGGCUGGGUGAUGGACUCCAGAGAGCACCGUUCUCGUACCGCCUCCGUCAGCUCCAACGCCAGCCCGUCAGAGGGAACCCCGGCUCUGGGGAACAUCGGCUGCACGCCUCAGUCCCUCCCCAAGUUCCAGCAUCCGUCACAUGAGCUGCUCAAGGAGAACGGCUUCACGCAACACGUCUACCACAAGUACCGCCGGCGCUGCCUAAACGAGCGGAAGCGGCUGGGAAUUGGCCAAUCGCAGGAGAUGAACACACUCUUCCGCUUCUGGUCGUUUUUCCUGCGAGAUCAUUUCAACAGAAAGAUGUACGAAGAGUUCAGGCAGCUGGUGGUGGAGGACGGGAAGGAAGGAUACAGGUACGGUCUGGAGUGCUUGUUCAGGUACUACAGCUACGGUCUGGAGAAGAAGUUCCGGCCGGACAUCUUUAAGGACUUCCAGGAGGAAACCAUGAAAGACUACGAGGCUGGCCAGCUCUAUGGUCUGGAGAAGUUCUGGGCUUUCCUCAAAUACUCCAAAGCCAAGACCCUGGAGAUCGACCCCAAGCUGCAGGAGUGUCUGAGCAAGUUUAAACGCCUGGAGGACUUCAGAAUUGAUCCGCCGAUGGAGGAAGGAGGCCGCAGGAGACACUCGUCCAGCGGAGACGGUCGCCGCCGGCAUCCCUCCCAGCCCUCCAGCCGGCCCCACAGCCAGGCCAGCUCGGGCCCCGCCGACACCAAACCCAGCAGCCAGAAACCCCCCGCCUCCAGCACCGACCCCCCACACGAUGCCAAGACACUGAAGUAACUCCACGAACACUCGGAUCAACUCGACCACGUCUGCAGGUCGCCGGUUCUCUCUGCGCCACAGGAGGGGGAGGGGCAUCCAGCUCUUCACCAAGCAUGAACUUUUAGUUUGUUUCUUUUGAGAAAUAAGGAGGAUAAAUAAUUAAUACGGCUCGGUUUAUUGAUUAAUUUUAAGAACUUUUUGUCUUAAGGAGGCAAAGAACAGAUGAGGUGUCAAACACUUGUUUUUCUUUGCGAACGUUUUCCAGUCCACGCGGUGGACGCUUUCGAUUCCUGGAUCUGUUUCUGUUCUUCAUGUGGACCCCCCUCUGACCGUCACUGUCCUGCUGGCUGAAAGACGUUUGAUUCCUCGCCCAGAUCUCAGAUUAAUGAUGAUUAUUUCCUCAGCGUGAGGCGGGAUGGGAGACGUGGAAAUAGUUUGAACACGGCUGAGUAUCUGCCGCGACCCGCUGGAGGCCGCAACGUUCCCGACAUCCAGCCGGACCAAAGUGGUUUGAACCGAGCGACUGACUUUUCCAUCCGCAGGGCCCCAAGGGGCUAAAAAUUAGAAACAUUUGAUUUACUUUAUGGCUGGACAUCGAGGGGAAAAUAUUAAAGAACCAAAUGCUUAAAUAAAAGAGAGAGAAGACUUGUAUGAACCCCUCACUUUGGACAAGAUCAUUGAAAGUUGCCUUAUUUUAAUGGUUUUACUGCUUCUAACUCGUGCCAGCCACCUUAUUGUCGAUUGUACAGCAUCACAAUCACCGUAUAUCCACCACCAGGUGGCGCUCCGCCUGCCAGACUGUGUUCCAUCCCCUUCACUUCCCCUCUGUCACCUUUUCUCAACUGUCUUCCAAGUGUCAUUCGGUCUGUUACAAGUCCUGUAAUUCUUCCCCGUGUUUGCAAGUCGUGGCUUUUUGUGCUGAAACACGUCAACCUGAUGGAAGCGUCGCCUUUUCCUCCACCUUCAACCAACAAAAAAAGAAAAUCGAAAAAAUUGUGGAGAGUCAGAAGGGAGAUGAUCUUCCUUUGGGUGCUUCCUGACUUUCCUCCUCCCCGGUUGGACGAACUGCAUCCAUCCGUACAUCCAUCCAUCCAUCCAUCCGUCGGCCGUCAGCGACGCUACAGGACUGGAAUCAUCAAAUCUGGAUUACUUGAAGAAGCGAUGGUGAUGAGGAGGGCCGUGGUGCUCCGUCGCAGGUGCUCUGGGUGGAGACGCUAACCAGGCUCAGACUUUGUGGCCUCUGGCUGCUGCUCGACGCUUUCCACCUCUUCUGGUUCCACUCAAACAUCAGCUCCAGGCAGGUCCAGAUGUAGCAGCAAGCGGCUCAGACGUCCACGUCCCGCCUUGCUGUGGACGGAAACUCGAGACUGAACAGUUUGUUCCCACUCUUCCUUCAGCGUGGAUUCUAAAAUCUUUCUCUGACUCCAGAACUGAUGAUAUCAAACAGAAGAGUGAUUUUUUUUUUCUCUCCUUCACCAAUGUAAAUGUGAAUUUGACAGAUGAAGAGAAAUGAUUUCAGCUCCCUGCUACUCGUUUUAUUGUUUAUAGAACAGAUUAUAUAUUUGCCUUACACGUGUACGUACGCUAACUUUUUGUUUUUUUAAAAAAUGUUCUCAUGUUUAUCUUUAAAUGCUUUUUAAUUUGCCGUGUUUCUAGUGUUCGGCUGGAGGCAGAUGCUUCGUGUCGCGGGAUCAAAGCUCAAAAACGCAAAAGGGAAAGUUGACAUCAGGUUCUCAGUGUAAAAAAACUCCAAUCUGUUGGCUGAUAGUGUUUCAUGUUGAAAUCAGUUCACUUUAUGCCAAACUGGGAGCAACAUUUCCACUUCCACUCGCUAAUUAUUCAAUCUGCAGCCUCCAGUUCUAGUAGUUUGUGUUCAAAUUCUAAAAGAAAAAAUCUGAAAAAUAAUUUUCAUUUUUUGGUUUUUGAAUUGAACGAAAUCACAAGUCUUAAAAAGAAUGAAAUUAACUCUUUUCCGUUGACAUACUGCUGUUUGUUGCUUUUUUUUUUUUUGCUCUCGAGUUGCGUCGUUGAAAAACACUUUUGAGGGAUUAAUUGGAAAAAUCCUGACACUUAGAGGAAACUGUGCCUGUUUUUUUUCUUUUGAGUCUAAUAAGGAUUCAUGUUUCUCUGUUCCGGAGGUGGAUUGUCCUGUCAGUGUUUUUUGGAUUCUUCCUCUAAAUCCAGAAUUUGUUGGACAUGAAAAUGCAAAGUGCAGCUGCGUUUGCUUUUUUCUUUUCUUUUUUUCCCUUAUUCUUUCGUUGGUUUAUCUUCAGGGAGAUUUGGAUCAGUUUCAGAGGCGCACAGUUGAUGCAUCAAAGUGUUUACUGGAGGUUUAGAGAUGGGAAAACUAAGAGCUACGACAUAUUCGGAACAGAAAACUCACCGCGACGCCCUCGACUCACGGGGGCCUUUUUUCCUCGGAUCCUCCCUCUAAUGUGAUUAUCGCCUGCCACCGCCAGUCACUGGACAUUUCAGGGGGAUUCGGGUGGUUUUUGGGAGUUUUCAGCCUUCUCUAUCAGCGUUGAACUGCUGCUAGCUGUCCAAACAAACUCUAGGGGGCGCCGCCUGCUCCGCUCGGCGAGUUUCAAAGCGAGUCGGACAGAAAGACGGACACCGGAGAGAUGAAAGAUGGACAUGGGGAAAGAGAGGAAGAACCCGACUGGGGUUUGCGAUGUUGCUCAGAGGAAUAUGGCUAGUUAUGAUGUCUGGAGACUGAAAAAAAACUAAAAAAAAGGACAAAAUUCCAUAAAGCCAUAUGAAUAAGAAAUAACUGUAUAUGAACCAUUUAAAUAGUUCAUUACAUUACAAUAUCCUAGGCUUGUCACAAGGAAAAAAAGAUGAAAAUGAGGAAAAAGGAACAAAAAAAUAUAUAAAAUGGAAAAAUGUAAAAUACUUGAAUGAGAUCUUGUAUUAUAACAUUUAAUAUUCAUAAUAUCUGCUUUGUAGGCUGACGUGAUUCGCUAUUAGUGUUAUUUGUAAUUUGUAGUAAUUAUGCUUUUCCUUAAUAAAGAAAAAAAAACACAAAAUGGACAAAAAAACCUCAAA